AUGACAGAAACAGUGGCAACUAUAAUCACAACAUAUACAAAUACCAAACCAGAGAUUCCGUCUGACACACAAACAGUGUCGACGUCACUCCUUACGGCCGAAGUGAUACCCACCUCUUCAGACAACGCAACAAAGUUAAUCUUGAAUACAAGUAAGUCGCCUGCUGCGCAAUUGAACCCAGCAAAUCCAAUGCCGGCCAAGACACAUCCUUCAACAGUCCCCACAACGAGCAGCAGUCAGCUCACCAUGAGUCAGACUUUCGGCCAGCGUGAGCAUGAAUUAGUGGGAACGCAAGACCCUCACAAAGCUGAGGAAGCAAUAAAAAAAAUAGUUGCAAGCUGGAGAGUGCACCGUCGGAAACGCGAAUCCAAUGGCAUGGUUGUAUCUGCUGAAUCGCGAGACAAAUUGCAGAAAAGAGUAUGUCUUCACCAUCAGCAUGAGGAAGCUUGUCCUGCCUGGGCUAUGUGGAAAGACGUGCUAAAUUCCUUAGAACAUAUCAAAGGCCAACAUGAGUUACUGACGAAACUGGGUGCACACAUAGAGAAGGUGGAUGAAAAUUUAAAGAUAGAACAGGGAACUUCAGUAAAGAAUCAUCUCUGGUUAGUAUUGGAUACAGUGCACUGGUUGGAACUAUUUGAUAGAAAACAUAGAUAUGGCGCAAAUCUGAAGGUAUAUCAUGACGAGUGGCUUAAUUCAAGUACUAAGGAGAACUUUUUCCAAUGGCUGGACGAAGGUUCCGGGAAAGCGCUCGAUCUUAAAGCAAAACCGCGUUCUAUAUUAGAAAGCCAGAAAGUAAAAUACCUAACAGAUGAAGAACGUGAACACUAUGAAGUUAUAAUACAAGAGGGUCGCUUCGUAUACAAACAUUCAGGUGCAGUUGUCCACACUAAUCCGCGCCCUCGUAAGCAAAGCGAUGCAGUCAGCUUUACAUCCUCAUUAAACGGAUCAAGUCGAUCACCCUCCCCAAGUCCACAAAUACCACCCGGUGCUGUCGACGAUGGUGUGACAGCUCAUGAAGAAUCUAAACCAACGGAUACCACAGAUUUUCUUUAUCCUUUAAGCCCUAUAGGUGCAGACAAUGAAGAAGGAGAGAAAUGGAUAUAUGUAACGGAUUGUAGAAACCACCUUUACAUCGGAAAAAAAACGAAGGGUUAUUUCCAUCAUUCUUCUUUCCUUGCAGGAGGGGCCAUUCGCGCUGCUGGUGGGAUCAAAGUGCGACACGGUAAACUUGAAGAACUUACUCCCAAUAGCGGACAUUAUAAACCCGCCCAUCAACACUUUAAAGCACUUGUAGAACGAAUUUGUGAACAGGGUAUCAAUCUUGAAGAUGUCAAAGUAGUAUGGCCGAGCAAGAAACUAGAACAGAGAUUAAUGGCUAGAUACGUUGCCUCUUGGAAAAAGGUUUUUGAAGUGCAGAAUCAUCCGUCCAGUAUAAUAGUGGAAUCACAAAUAUCAAACGAUCCAGAUUUAAAAAAGGAAGACGAGACUAACACGAAUGUAAAAUCAAGUUCUAGAGAGGUUAACGAUGGGUACCAAAGAAACCAAGGAACGCAUUUUAGGCUCCUCAAACGUUUUGUCAAGAUGCUAACUGGCGGUGCAGUACCUGCACAAAACUGCGAUCAACAAGAAUCCCCACGAAGGAGAAGAUUCAGAAACGUUCGCGUAUUCCGUUUCCGAGAUAAAAACGACGAUAGUAGGAAAGAACGAUCCUUAACGGAUCCAUCUCCCAAAAAAGAGCAUUCUUGGAAACUAUCAGGAGUGCGUGCUUUCGCAGGGCGAAUGUUUGGAUCAUCCAGUAGUUUGAGGCAAGACAGAAUGCCGGGAGGUGACAAGCCAGAUGAUUUGACGACGAUUUCACCACCGCGGGUUGUUAUAUCAUCAUGA
This is a messenger RNA of Paraglomus occultum, 1884 nucleotides long. The record is from the annotation of a GenBank genome assembly. NCBI's taxonomy places the organism in Eukaryota, Fungi, Glomeromycota, Glomeromycetes, Paraglomerales, Paraglomeraceae.